CGCACUUUACGGCCGCCCCUCAAUCCCACGGUGGGAAUACAGUGCGGCCGGCCGUUGCGGUCUGUAGGCACCGCCCUAACCGGUUCCGAUUGGGUGAGUGUCCGUUCAGUCACUCGCUGAUUGGCCAGAGUUUCUGCCAGUCUUUUUCGGCUGGGGCGCGCUGUGGGCCGCCGGUGGGAGCGCAAGUGACUGUGCAGCGGCGGAAGUUAUCUCUGCAGGGAACAUGCUUCCCUUGUCGCUGCUGAAGACAGCACAGAAUCACCCCAUGCUGGUGGAGCUGAAGAACGGGGAGACUUACAAUGGGCACCUGGUGAGCUGCGACAACUGGAUGAACAUCAACCUCCGUGAGGUGAUCUGCACGUCGAGGGACGGUGACAAGUUCUGGAGGAUGCCCGAGUGCUACAUCCGUGGCAGCACCAUUAAGUACCUGCGUAUCCCCGAUGAGAUCAUCGACAUGGUGCGGGAGGAGGCUGCCAAGGGCCGCGGCCGAGGAGGACCGCAGCAGCAGAAGCAGCAGAAAGGCCGAGGGAUGGGCGGCGCUGGCCGAGGUGUGUUUGGUGGCCGGGGCCGGGGUGGCAUCCCAGGCGCAGGCCGAGGCCAGCCGGAGAAGAAGCCAGGGCGGCAGGCAGGCAAGCAGUGAGCAGUCCCAGCCUGAGCAGAGCCCAGGUCGGUGGGUGAGACCUCUGGGCACCUUUGCGUGAAACUACAUUUGGCAUCUGGUCCAGUGAGGUCCCUGGCUGGCCAUUGACUGAGUUUCUGGAAGGCUCCGAGUCUGAGUUGCCUGUGAAGCCUUGGCUGUUCUUUGAAGGGCGGGCUUCUUCCAGGCUUGUUUGAGUUUCAUGUCGGAGCUGCAGGCUUAGCACAUAGCGGCUUGCCUGUCCUUUACCAGACGCACCCCUUAUGUCUUCUGUUGGAAAAAAUAAAGGAAAACACCAUAGA
Molecule: messenger RNA, 939 nt
Organism: Grammomys surdaster
Lineage: Eukaryota; Metazoa; Chordata; Mammalia; Rodentia; Muridae
Gene: Lsm4
Product: LSM4 homolog, U6 small nuclear RNA and mRNA degradation associated
Exons: 5
Coding region: 224-640 (138 amino acids)
Biological process (GO): mRNA splicing, via spliceosome; nuclear-transcribed mRNA catabolic process; spliceosomal snRNP assembly
Cellular component (GO): P-body; U6 snRNP; spliceosomal tri-snRNP complex
Molecular function (GO): U6 snRNA binding
Source: RefSeq, a predicted model, not a curated record